Periophthalmus magnuspinnatus is the source of this 707-nucleotide messenger RNA. RefSeq lists its product as uncharacterized. Bases 14 to 664 code for a protein of 216 amino acids. The transcript is spliced from 7 exons. The record is from RefSeq and is a predicted model, not a curated record. Lineage: Eukaryota; Metazoa; Chordata; Actinopteri; Gobiiformes; Gobiidae.
ACUGCUGCUGGCUAUGGAGAAAGGGUCUUUGGGAAAUCUGCAAGGGAAAACACUUGAGGAAAUUGAAAUCGAAGAUAACCUAGUGUUGACUGAUGUUGAGCAAAGUGAGGAGAGUGAUGGUGAGGUCGAGGAAGAAAAUCUGCCCACAGAUUCACAGAUUGCCAGUGAUUCUGCAGGGAUGAGCAUCAUUAGGCAACCUGUUGAGAAACCUCCAUGCACAUCUUUAUCAUCAGAAGACAAGGAAAGACCUAGGCCACAUGUUGAACCUCUGUCCAUACUGCCACAAGUUAUCGAUGCCAACCAAACAGACACAUCUCAAGCAGUAAUUAAAAAUGCAAAUGGAAAGGCCAAAGAUCCCAGAAGAAAAGCAAAAGUGAUGAAACAAUCAAGUAAAUGUCGCAAAACAGUCCCUGGUCUCAGUGAAAAACUUUCUUUGGAAAAUGCAAGAAGGGUUCAGAAACGACAGUGGUCUCCCAAGGAGGUUGAAGCUAUGAUGAGACAUUUUGAAGAACAUAUCAGAAAAGGAAAACUGGCUACUAUGAUUGAAUGCGAACAGUGCAAGACAGCAGAACAUCCCACACUGACUGAUCGCUCUCUUCAAAAUAUCAGCGACUUUGUCAGGAAUCGGGGUAUAACUCUGAAAAGAAAGGGAUUAGUCGACUAAUCGUGACUAAUUGAUUAGAAAAAUUAGUCAACACAUUUUUUAA